This is a messenger RNA of Pygocentrus nattereri (red-bellied piranha), 2403 nucleotides long. It is a transcript of the gene eif4a1a, whose product is annotated as eukaryotic translation initiation factor 4A1A. The record is from RefSeq and is a predicted model, not a curated record. Bases 47 to 1267 code for a protein of 406 amino acids. Gene Ontology annotation, molecular function: RNA helicase activity; ATP binding; translation initiation factor activity. Gene Ontology annotation, cellular component: cytoplasmic stress granule. The transcript is spliced from 11 exons. Lineage: Eukaryota; Metazoa; Chordata; Actinopteri; Characiformes; Serrasalmidae. Gene Ontology annotation, biological process: cytoplasmic translational initiation.
UCGGCGUAUUUAGCACAUUUCCGCCGUUGUGCUGUUCUUUGUGAUAAUGUCGGCUGAACAUGAGGAUAGACCCAGAGACAAUGGCCCCGAGGGCAUGGAGCCGGAUGGAAUCAUUGAGGGCAACUGGAAGGAAGUUGUUGAUAGUUUUGAUGACAUGAACCUCCGUGAGAACCUUCUCAGGGGAAUCUAUGCCUAUGGUUUUGAGAAACCUUCUGCUAUUCAACAGAGGGCCAUUCUCCCUUGUAUCAGGGGAUAUGAUGUCAUUGCACAGGCUCAGUCUGGCACAGGGAAGACUGCCACCUUUGCCAUCUCAAUCCUGCAGCAGAUUGACAUUGAGAUGAAAGCAACACAGGCUAUGGUCCUGGCCCCCACCAGAGAGCUAGCCCAACAAAUCCAGAAGGUGGUCCUGGCUCUUGGAGACUACAUGGGUGCUACCUGCCAUGCCUGUAUCGGUGGGACUAAUGUUCGUAAUGAAGUACAGAAGCUGCAGGCAGAUGUGCCACACAUCGUGGUGGGAACCCCUGGGAGGGUCUUUGAUAUGCUCAACCGACGAUAUCUCUCUCCGAGAAACAUAAAGGUGUUUGUUCUGGAUGAGGCUGAUGAGAUGUUGAGCAGAGGAUUCAAGGAUCAAAUCUAUGAGAUUUUCCAGAAGCUGUCGUCUGAGAUUCAGGUCAUUCUCCUGUCGGCCACCAUGCCCCAGGAGGUGCUUGAUGUCACCUCUAAGUUUAUGCGGGAACCUGUGAGGAUCUUGGUCAAGAAGGAGGAGCUGACCCUGGAGGGUAUUCGUCAGUUCUACAUUAAUGUGGAGAAGGAGGAAUGGAAGCUGGACACUCUGUGUGAUCUGUACGAGACUUUGACCAUCACACAGGCUGUCAUCUUCAUCAAUACACGCCGGAAGGUGGAUUGGCUGACUGAGAAGAUGCAUGCUAGAGACUUUACAGUCUCUGCUUUGCAUGGUGACAUGGACCAGAAGGAGAGGGACUUGAUCAUGAAGGAGUUUCGCUCUGGCUCUAGUCGUGUGCUAGUCACCACUGAUCUGCUGGCUCGAGGCAUUGACGUGCAGCAGGUUUCCUUGGUUAUCAACUACGACCUUCCUACAAACAGGGAGAAUUACAUCCACAGGAUUGGGCGUGGUGGCCGUUUUGGCAGAAAAGGCGUCGCCAUCAACAUGGUGACGGAAGAUGACAAGCGCACGCUCCGGGACAUUGAGACCUUCUACAACACCACUGUGGAGGAGAUGCCCAUGAAUGUGGCUGACUUGAUCUAGAACUCUUCCCAUUCCUUCACUCUGCAUUCCUUUAGCUCCCAUUCUUUGGACUCAUUACUGCUCCUCUUGCUCUGUAAUUCCACAGGCUAACAGAGAUCAUUACUCUUAUCGCUGUUGAAAGCAAAACAUGAUCAUUUGCAUUGUAUUUUUGAAAACUUGGUGUUCUUAGGAUUUAUGAUUGGAGUGAGCCUUGCACAUUCAAGUUGUUCUUUAAACGAGGUGUGCCAUCUGUAAUUUUAAAGUGAGCUGUGCAGGGCAUGUUAUCUUCAAUUUUUUUUUUUUCCCUGUCAUCCGAAGAGUUUGGCACCAAAUGGCUAUAUUGGACAUUGUUUUGCCGUUUUGCCACAUUAUGGUUGCUCUAGUAGUUUGUUUACAUAGGGUGUUGGUGGCACAGUCCUAUAUCUGGUGGAGCCCAUCUCACUUGACUGGGUGUUAAGAAAUGAACCCAUCAUGUAUUCCCAGUAUUAACUCUGCUGUGGUGUUUGCUUGUUUGUUUUUUUUUUUUUUUGUUUUUUUUUUGCCGGUGGGUGCAGGUGGUGUUGGAACCUGAAGCUUUAGGCUUUUAUGGUGCUCAAACAAAAUUCCUGCCCUCUCUGUAUGAAAUGCUAGUGCACAGCUGGAAUGAAAAAUCAUUACCAAACUGUUGUGUUCAGGAUCCCCCCCUCUUUUUUGUUGAAAUAAACCACUUGUAUAGUGCUGUUUUGUAGUAGCAUUUUCCUCUAAAUAGACAUUUCUUAUUUCACUGGUAGGGCAGGUGGCUAAGUGUGAUAAGAUGGCAGGUUACCACCACAUGGCGUAUUGUAUAGAUUCACUGUAUUAAGUCCUACGUAUUGGAGAGUUGCUCCAGUAACCUACCUCACCAAAAUAUAUUGGAGGGGUCUUAAAAGGACCAAACUACAAAAUGAUUGAGUAUAUAGAGAUUAUAAUGUUACUUUUUUUCUGCUUGUUAAAAUGCCUGUCUUGUGGGAAUGUGGGGAUUUACAUUGGUCAGUGCUAUUUUUAAAUGAAUUUAUUAAGAAUGUGAUUGUUAACCUUUUUCAGACAGAAGCCGUGUAUUAAACUUUUUCUACAUUGGAUUCUGUAUAGUAUUUAUUUUAAUUCUCUUAAAUAAAGGUAUUUCUUUUUAACAAGUCAAA